Molecule: messenger RNA, 951 nt
Organism: Ilex paraguariensis (yerba mate)
Lineage: Eukaryota; Viridiplantae; Streptophyta; Magnoliopsida; Aquifoliales; Aquifoliaceae
Source: the annotation of a GenBank genome assembly
AUGAUUACUGAAAUCAGUGACUCUUCCUUCCCCUAUGUCAACAUUCAUCCACCAGCUGUCUUUGGUUCAUCUCCUAAUCUCGAAGCCCUUGCACUUGAAGCAAACAAAUCUCAAGAUCAAGAGGGGGACAAUGUUGUAAAUGCCAGUGUAAAGUCUUCCCGGCUCAUGCAUGAAAUCACCUUUUCAACAGAUGACAAGCCAAAACUCCUCAGUGAGCCACCUGUUUGGCUUGAUUGGAAAACAUCCAAAUCCAUAACUGCAUUGACUUCCUUAAUUUCUGAGAUUGGGCUGAGCAUCCAGGAAGCACAUGCUUUUUCAACAGUUGAUGGUAAUUCCUUAGAUGUUUUUGUUGUUGAUGGUGGCCAUAUGAGGUAUCUCCUUAUGGAAUGUUCCAUUAAUUCUCAGAAAAUUGAGAGGUUCCGAAUUGCACUGAAAAAGGAAGCUUUGAAGAUUGAGAACUUUAGUUUGGAUGAUCCCUUAAUGUUUGAUAGGUACAAAAUUGCUUUGAAACAAACUAUAGUAUGCCGAAGGAAUGUUGUCCUGGAUGAAUAUGGGACCCCAAAAGUGGUUAAUGAUGGUGUCGUGAUUGCUCGAGCAAUAGAGUUACCUGAUGCUAUGGAAAAUGCCGGUGCUGCUCUCAUUAGGGAGGUUGGUCCUUUCAAAACCAUUGAUUCAGCUGGUGACGGGACAACAACUGCAGCAAUUCUUGUGCGGGAAAUUAUCAAACUUGGUCUAUUGAAUGUUACCUCAGGUGCAAAUCCAGUAUCUGUCAAGAAAGGCAUUGAUAAAACUGUGCAGCGCCUGGUUGAAGAGCUUGAGAAGAAAGCUAGACCUGUCAAAGGUGGUGAUGACAUAAAAGGUAGUGCGUUUCUGCAGUGGAACGCCAUGGGCAUUGAUGAGAGAAGCAUUGAUGAGAGAAGAGGAGAAUCUGGAGAGCAAGCUUGGAGAUGA